AUGGAGAUACCAGAUGAUAUAAAUGACAUGGAGCUCAAGAAUUUGCUCAGCCCUGCUGCUGCACCUAGAAGACUCUUAGGUGAUCCACUAGCAGUGUCUCCUGGUAAAGCAGUCAAGCCUGUGAGAGGUAAAGGAAAGGGAAUAAAGGCAGGCAGGAUUGGUAGAACUAAUAAAAGACCCAACUAUUUUGUUGCUUUUCGCAUCUGGGACCCAAUGAUCCAUCUGCAAGUGAGAGCCCUACAAGAGAAGAUUAUCAACCAGGAGGUCAGUCUCUUGCCAGCUUGUAUUCCCCUCUCAAGUCUCCAUGUGACUUUGUUUGUGAUGCACUUAUCUGGGAAGGAUGAAGUGAGUGCAGCAAGGAAUAUUGUCCUUGGCUGUGAAGACCUUUGGACAGCUGCAUCGCCAACAGGUGAUAUCACUCUGGAGUUUGAGGGGAUCCAACAUUUCUCAAAUCAAGUGAUGUACUUGGACAAUGUUGAAAGUGAAGGGCUGCAGGCUUUCAAGGCAUUUCAGGAAGCUCUGAAAAGCAGAUUUGUGGAAAAUAGACUUCUGCCCCAAUCUGAAGAGCUAUUCAAGCCCCAUGUGACUGUUUUAAAGUUGUCAAGAAUGCAUAAGGUCAAAGCAUCUCACAUGAGUUCACUGAAGAAAGCAGUGAAGAAGUGUUGCACCAUGGGUUCUAACAUAAACUUUGGCAAGCAAAAACUUGGACCCCUUCAACUGUGCUCCAUCAGUGGACAAAGUGACAAGACCAGCCUGUUUUAUCAAACUAUGGCCAUGCUUCCAGUUGGAAGUGAGACAAGGACAUGGGCUCAGGGAGAGCACAUUGAAUGCUGCUUGAAGCCCUUGAUGCCUAAGCAGUCCUUCCUCCAUUCAUUCCUGGUAAAACUGAAGGCCUUAAAAGAUACAGUUAAUGUGUGCAUUAUUUGGAAUUUGUUGAAAAUGAGUGAGAGCAGGCCGGUAGAUAUCCCUAAUUUGAAGAGGCAUUCCAAUCAUGAAAAUAACUUCUCCCCAGAGGGAUCCCCUGGCUUUCAUGGCUUGAAGCUUCCAAGUCCCCUCAUUACUCGGAGAACGAGGUCCAAUUCAACUAUCGAGGGGGAGUAUGUUCCACGACAUGGAGAUGAGGUGCGCUACAGAAUCUGUCCCAUCCCCCCCAAGAAUGAAAAGUUUCAGGCAGUGCACGUUCAAAUCAUCCACUUCUGCCCUGAACGUCACACCAAAUGGGCAUCUGCUGUCUUGGAUGAGGAUGCUGAUGAGAGUCCGGAUGGUGAAACUGCUCAUGCCCCUGCAGGAGACAUCUGAACUGGAUCAUACAUUACAAAUGAUGGUGCAUGCAUUCAGAAGAAACAAAGCAACAGGUCCUCAAAAACAAAGCAGCAAAUCCUCAAUCACUGUAAGGCACUCCUUACUGUGGUCCCUCUUGAAUAUAGGAAACGAGGGCAAAUGACAGAAUGUUGGCUGAGCAUGCAUCUCAACUUCCAUACCUGUGGUGUAGCAUUCAGUCUUGUUUCUUGCUCAAUGGCAUCCUGAGCGUGCUAUUGUUCUGUCUUUUCUUUUUUUUUUUACAUUCCCUUCUGUGUGGGUCUCCCUUUUUUUUGCAAUAUGUUUUUUCUUUGUUAAUAUCUUUCUUGAAAGGUUGCUUUGGGUUGCAGGUUGCAUUACAUUCAAAUUUGGAUUAAAGUGCUUGAGUCUUCUCUCCUUAUGGAUGCCAUUUUCUUUUUAAAUAAAAAUGCUUGAUGCAAGAGCCCUCUGCCAGGCUUCAAAUCCCUCUUAAGAUUGUAUCCUCUGUUCUUUGAUUCUAAAAUGCCACCAUGUCUUUGAAACUUCAAAGAUGUUAUCUUACUGGACGCAUUGACCUAGGUUGAAUAGUUUGAUCUCAUAAGAGUUGUAUAUACCGUGUUUUCUUGAGAUUUGACUUUCUCUGCAUUUCCUUCAUUACCUAGGAUAUACAUGAUAUCAAUCCCACUCCUAGAUACCAAUAUGUGGUGGGGGAGGGGGGAAAAUGGUGAAGAAGAGAGAACUCACAGAUCAGAUUAGAUCUGGGGCUUGGCAGUGAUAAUUUCCAGCUCUAGCAGCCCUUCCAUUCCAUCAAAGCAUUCAAAGCAAAUGUCAUCUGAGAAGUUCAUCUCUUGGUCCAUUCUACUUUCAAAGAUGUUAAUUACAGCACUCCUUUGAAUACUGGGGAAUUUCUUUUUUGUGCCAUUUAAUGCUGAAAAAAAGAAAGUCAGUCAUGCAGUAAGGGAUUAGAUGGAAAAGGAAUAAAUAACCUAAUAACUCCAGGAGUAUUUGUCUAGUUAAAUUAUAUACCAAAUUGGGAAGUGAAUAUUGUAUCAAUUUUCUGAGUGGUACAUGCUGAGAAAGUUGUCCACAGAGAUUCAAAGUUCAGAAGAGGAAGUGUAAUACUCAAGGAUAUAUGGUAUUGGUAAGACUUUAUUUUUGGACAGUAAUUUUUUCUCCCAGUGCCAUCUGGUACUUAUUGAAAUUCUUCCAAGUUUGAAGUUCAUGUUCAGUUUUGCUUCAUAUUGAAUGCUCAUGUGAAGGCCUCAUUUAUUUCAUGUAACCCCUAUUCCCUAGCUUUAUGCUUCUCAUAAUUCUAAGUUCUUUGUAAUGCAUCCUUGUCUUUAGUUCAUCAAUCAUGUUUCCAUUCAAUAUUUUUUCAGUCCAAAAUGAGUGGGAAGCCUGGCACUUUGUAGGCAGCUUGUUCUGAAUGCUGUCCUACAAUAUGUAUCUUGUUUGUGAACUUGGUAUCCCAUUUUUGCAGUGUUUGUUUCCAGUCUUAUAAAUAAAUAAAUGAAGGCUGAGGAUGGAAGGAUGAUGAUGAAGGUACAGGCUAUCAGUAACAUUUAUUGUGCCCAUCACAUUUAUGUUCUUGCUUGUCCAGGCCGAAGAAUGAGGAUGGAGGGGGAUUGGGCUCUGUUUGCUAUCAAAGAGCCAGAUGCCACAUGAAAGAGCUUUCAGAUAUUUUGCAAGUUAGUGCAAUACGAGAACUAAGUGGGCAUUACUACUCCAUGCCAUAAAUAUAAAUAGUUGUGGUGGAUCAAGUGAGGCAUGACAAGCUUUUCCAGGGUAAUGAAACUUUGGAGACAGUGUAUGAUGUUAAUUGCUUAUGUCUGUGGGUUCGUUUGGUAUUUCGAAUUCUGUAACUCAGUUAAUGGGGUACACUAUAUUUUUUCUUAAGCUGCCAUUUGCUCUCCUUCCAAACUAGCCUUUGGUCUGUGACAUUUUAAAAGGUACCAUCAUCAUUCCAGCUCAGUUUUGAUCCGUU
Darwinula stevensoni is the source of this 3262-nucleotide messenger RNA. NCBI's taxonomy places the organism in Eukaryota, Metazoa, Arthropoda, Ostracoda, Podocopida, Darwinulidae. The record is from the annotation of a GenBank genome assembly.